AUGUCAUCUCAAGGUAAUUUAAAUAUCCUUAUCAUCGGUAACGGUGGUAGAGAACAUGCAAUUACUUGGAGAUUAGCCCAAUCACCUACUGUUAAGCAAAUAUAUGUUGCUCCUGGUAAUGGUGGUACUGCCAUUAGUGAUAAGGUCACUAAUGUUCCUGAAUUGUCGGGAUCUCCAAAGCAUUUCGAUGGUUUACAAAAAUUUGCUGUUGAACAUGACAUUAAUUUGGUUAUUCCAGGCCCUGAACAACCCUUAGUUGAUGGAAUUACUUCCAUAUUCACCAAGGUUGGUAUUCCAGUUUUCGGUCCCUCAGCAAAGGCUGCAUUGAUGGAAGGCUCAAAAGCUUUUUCUAAGGUUUUUAUGGACAAGCACAAUAUUCCAACUGCUAGAUUUAAGAAUUUCACUUCAUUUGAAGAAGCCAAAAAGCACGUUGAAACAAUUGACUACAAAAUGGUCUUAAAGGCUGAUGGUAUUGCUGGUGGUAAGGGUGUUUUAAUCCCUGAAACCAAGGAAGAAGCUUUGGUUGGUUUAGACGAGAUCAUGGUUAACAAGAACUUCGGUAGUGCUGGGGAUGAAAUUGUCAUCGAAGAAUACUUGGAAGGUGAUGAAUUAUCUAUAUUAACCAUUAGUGAUGGUUACUCUUUCUUCAAUUUACCAGCCGCACAAGAUCACAAGAGAAUUGGUGAUGGUGAUAAAGGUUUGAACACUGGUGGUAUGGGAGCAUACGCUCCAGCUCCAAUUGCUACUCCCGAAGUUUUAAGAAAAAUUGAUGAACAGGUUAUUAAGCCUACUAUUGAUGGUAUGAGAAAGGAUGGUUUCCCAAUGUGUGGUGUUCUUUUCACUGGUAUUAUGUUAAGUCCAACUAAAGAACCAAAGGUUUUAGAAUAUAAUGUUAGAUUUGGUGACCCAGAAACUCAAACUGUUUUACCAUUGUUAUCUGAUGAUACCGAUUUAGCAGAAGUUAUGUUGGCCAGUGCUGAACAUAGAUUAGAUUCUGUUACCAUUAAGACUAAGCCAAAUAUGUUUUCAACUACAGUUGUUAUGGCUGCUGGUGGUUAUCCAGAUGCUUACAACAAGGGGGAUGAAAUUACCAUAAAGGAACCGUUACCAGAAGAUACGUUUAUUUUCCAUGCAGGCACUGAUAAAAAGGAUGGUAAAAUAGUCACUUCUGGUGGCCGGGUUAUCGCUUCCACUGCUAUUGCACGCGAUUUAAGAGAAUCUGUUGACAAAGCUUACGCCGGUGUGGAGAAAGUUUCUUUUGAGAAGAAAUAUAACCGUAAGGAUAUUGCUCAUAGGGCCUUUCGUGAUGCGGAAAAGGCGUCUAAUAAGAAGGGAGUUACUUAUGCUGAGGCAGGUGUCUCGGUUGAUAAUGGUAAUCUCUUAGUGGAACAAAUUAAAGCUAAGGUUAAGUCCACUGCUAGAUCUGGAGCCGAUUCAGACAUCGGUGGAUUUGGUGGAUUGUUCGACUUAAAGAAAGCCGGGUACAAUGUCGAUGACACAUUAUUGGUUGCAGCUACUGACGGUGUCGGUACUAAAUUGAGAGUUGCCCAAAUUAUGGAGAUCCACAACACUGUCGGUAUUGAUUUAGUUGCCAUGAAUGUUAACGAUUUAGUCGUCCAAGGUGCUGAGCCAUUAAUUUUCUUGGAUUAUUUUGCUACAGGAAAGUUAGAUAUCAAGAUUGCUGCUGACUUCGUGAGUGGUGUCGCUGAUGGUUGUAUCCAGGCUGGAUGUGCCUUAGUUGGUGGUGAAACUUCCGAAAUGCCAGGUAUGUAUGAUGAAGGCCAUUAUGAUACCAACGGUACUUCUGUUGGGGCUGUUUCCAAAUCAAGCAUUUUACCAAAAUUAGACCAAAUGGGUGAAGGCAAUGUAUUGAUUGGUUUAAAGUCUGACGGGGUCCAUUCCAAUGGAUUCUCGUUAGUUCGUCACAUAAUUGAAUCCUCCGAAGAAUUCAACUAUAAGUCUAUUGCACCAUGGUCCAAGAACGGAAAGACUAUUGGUGAAGAACUUUUAGUUCCAACAAGGAUCUAUGUUAAGCAAUUACUCUCUUCUUUAAGCGAAGGUUUGUUGCUUGGUUUGGCCCACAUCACUGGGGGUGGUCUUGUUGAAAACAUCCCAAGAGCAUUACCAAAAAACUUGCAAGCUAAGGUUGACUUGAGCAAAUGGGAAGUUCCAGAAAUUUUCAAGUGGUUCGGUAAGCAAGGUAACGUUCCAUUCGAAGAUUUGUUGAAAACCUUCAAUGUAGGUAUUGGUAUGGUAUUAAUUGCUAAGUCUGAAAACGUCGAUAAAAUCAUCGCUAACCUUACCAAGGCAGGCGAAGACCCUGUUAUUAUUGGUCAAUUAAUAGAAAAGGCCGAGAACGCACCUGCCUGUGUUGUCGAUAACGUUAAUGGUUUAUAUUAA
Molecule: messenger RNA, 2400 nt
Organism: Debaryomyces hansenii CBS767
Lineage: Eukaryota; Fungi; Ascomycota; Pichiomycetes; Serinales; Debaryomycetaceae
Gene: ADE5,7
Product: bifunctional aminoimidazole ribotide synthase/glycinamide ribotide synthase
Exons: 1
Coding region: 1-2400 (799 amino acids)
Biological process (GO): adenine biosynthetic process; 'de novo' IMP biosynthetic process
Cellular component (GO): cytosol
Molecular function (GO): phosphoribosylamine-glycine ligase activity; ATP binding; metal ion binding
Source: RefSeq, a predicted model, not a curated record